Molecule: messenger RNA, 2418 nt
Organism: Aspergillus aculeatinus CBS 121060
Lineage: Eukaryota; Fungi; Ascomycota; Eurotiomycetes; Eurotiales; Aspergillaceae
Product: MFS transporter
Exons: 5
Coding region: 1-2418 (805 amino acids)
Biological process (GO): transmembrane transport
Molecular function (GO): transmembrane transporter activity
Source: RefSeq, a predicted model, not a curated record
AUGGCCCCCUCCCGCAUCGACACGCCUGAGGCCACUCCGGUGGCGCCGACGAAGCUCCAGUCGAGCCCGAACCCGAAACCUCAGUAUGGCGACUUCCGCGACGAAUUCUUCCGCAACGGCUACGCGGUCAUCAAGGGCGCCUUGACACCGGAGCGGGCGCAGGAAUACCAGAGCCGGGCGCUGGACUGGCUCGAGUCAUUCGGGCUGGGGUUCGACCGCCACGACAAAUCCACCUGGAAGAAAGAGAACCUGCCGCAGAGCUGGAAGGGCGGGAUGUACCUGCACUUCUCGGCGGCGCACGAGAAGUACGUCUGGGACGUUCGUUGUGAACCCGGCGUGAUCGCCCCAUUCGCCAAGCUCUGGGAAACGGACGAGCUGGUCGUCUCCUUCGACACGGUGAACAUCACGCUCCCGCAGUCGAUCGUGGGCGAGUACGACUCGAAGCCGUGGCCGCACGUGGACCAGGCGCCCGAGCGGUCGGGCAUGCAGUGCGUGCAGGGGAUCGUGAAUCUGUCGGAGGCCGGCCCCGCGGACGGCGGGCUGGUGGUGAUGAAGGGGUCGGCGCCCCUGUUCGACGAGUUCUUCGCGGCGAACCCCGUGACGGGGCCGACGCCGUGGCGCACGGCCAAACACAAGGACUUCCACCCCUUCUCCGAGGUGGACCUGGCGUGGUACACCGCGCGCGGCUGCGAGCUGGUCAAGGUCUGCGCCGAGCCCGGCGACCUCAUCAUCUGGGACUCGCGGCAGGUCCACUGGGCGCGGUUCGGCGAGUCGGACGUCGUGCGCACCAUCGUGUAUGCGACCUACACGCCCGCGGCCUGGAUGACCGACGCGGACCGCCGCACCAAGGCGGAGCUGUUCGAGCACUUCGAGACCACCACCCAUUGGCCCCAUACCAAUCUGUAUACCCAUGGCAAGGCGACGGUGACGGUGGAUGGGGAGGAACGCGUUGAUCCGUUGGAGAGAGAUGAGCCCCUGACGAAGCCGUGGCAUAAGUGGGUCAUUACCUUUGUGCUGGGAAUGUUCUCCGUCUUGGGAGUUCUUUUGACCUCCGGAAUGGGCCCCUUCACCACGACCAUGGCCGCCUACUACAACUAUGACCCGCGAACGAACGAUCUCAUGACCUACCCGACCCUGUUCAUGGGUAUUGGGAACCUGAUUGCUAUGCCGCUGGCCAUGGCCGUGGGGCGGAGGCCGAUUUUCCUUGCCUCGGCUCUGGUUCUAACGGUAGGGUCCAUCUGGUGCGCUGCGAGUAAGAGUCUAGGAUCGCACAUCGCCGGACGGGACAUUCUCUCGCUGGCGGCCGGUCAAUCGGAGGCCUUGUGUCCGCUGAUCAUCCAAGAAAUCCACUUCGUCCACGAGCGCAGCAGCAGGCUUGCCUGGUUCAGUGCUAUCCAGUCGAUCGGAUCCGCAGCGCUGACGAUCGCGACAUCCUACCUCGUCAUCGCUCUGGGCUGGCGGUGGUGGUACGGGAUCUUCGCCAUUGCGAGCGGGGUGGUGUUCGUGGUGGCCCUGUUCUUCGUGCCGGAGUCCCUGUACGACCGGCCGACCGAUGCCUUUGAAGGCCGCGUCCACAUCCACCACGAGGGGCAAGAGCUCAAUGUCUUGCGCGCAACGACCAAGCACCCGGUCGCCCUGGACUACACGCGGUAUCAAGCCCGAACCUUCCGCCACAGCAUGAAGAUCUACCACGGCCCCGCCAACUGGGGCGCCGCGGCGCUGUGCUGGAAGCACAUGGCCCAGUGCAUCCUCUUUCCCGGGGUCCUGUGGGUGGUGCUGAUGAACAGCAUCUCCCUGGGGAUCUAUGUCAUCGGCGUCACCGAAUACGCCCCGUUGCUGGCCGCACCUCCCUACAGCUACCCCGACACCAGCCUGGGCCUGGUCCAAGGCGGCCAGAUCGUGGUCUCGAUGCUCAUGGUGCCGAUCCUGGGCUACGGCGGCGACCGCCUGCACCGGUGGAUUGCCCGUCGCCGCGGCGGGGUGGUGGCGCCCGAGAUGCGUCUCAUCCCCAUCAUCCUCCCCAUUGCGGUCGUGCUGAUCUCCACGAUCAUCUACGGUCGCGCGGGCUCGCACCCGGCCGACUGGUCGUCGUGGGCCAUCGUCACCACAUUCAAUGGCAUGUACUUCGGCUACAUCGGGAUCAUCCUGAAUGGGUUCACAUACACGCUGGAUAGCUACGGUGAGCGCGCCGCGCCGAUCCUGGUGCUCAUUUGUGCGAUCCGUGGAUUCAUCUCGUUCGGGAUUUCCUUCGGUAUUACGGAAUUCAUCGCGCAGAAGGGCUUUCAGGGUAGCUUCGAGAUCUGUGCGAUCAUCAUGGGGGUGAUCUCGGCCCUAGGGCUGCCGGUGUUUAUCUUCGGGCCGAAGAUCAGGUCGCUGACGAUGAAGUAUGCGGUUGAUGGUAAAGGUGUAGAAAUCUGA